AUGCAACUAACAUUCAAAGAGUUGGAUAAAGACAUUGCCGUGCGCAUCGAUGCGCUCUUUCCGAAAAAGGAGUGCUUCAUUGAGGUGCUGCCCGGCCAUGUGGUGCUGCCACGUAAAUUUAUGAACAUUUCGGAGUCGAUACGCGAUUUGCCCAUCUAUGAGGACGAUGUGUGGAUGAUCUCAUAUCCGCGUACUGGCUCAACGUGGGCACAAGAAAUGAUUUGGUUACUCGGCAAUAAAUUGGAUUUCGAGGGCGCAAAGCAGAUGCAACAGUUACGUUCGCCAUUGAUUGAGCUGUCAGCGCUGUUCAGCGAGGAUCAUCAUGAGUGGGUCACCAACUCAAUUGGUAAUACCGUUAAUGUCGUGCGCGAUAUGCCACGUCCACGAUUUGGUCGUUCGCAUCUUACAUUGGAUUUACUGCCGCGCGGAUUUGAAACUGUCAAACCGAAAAUCAUAUACACCGCGCGCAAUCCCAAGGACCUGUGCGUCUCCUUCUACUACUACUGUAAGUUGGUGCAUGGUUUGAAAGGGCCCUUCGAUGAUUUCUUAGACCUCUUUCUGGAUGAACGUUCGCCCAUGGGUUCCUACUGGAAUCAUGUCUUGCCCUUCUGGCAUCGCCGAAAUGAGCCCAAUAUCUUAUUUUUGAAGUACGAGGAUAUGAAACGCGAUUUGCCAAAAAUUGUGCGUCGUUGUGCUGAAUUUCUCGAUAUCGACUAUCAACUCACCGACGAGGAUUUGACACGGAUUUGUGAACAUCUGAAAUUUGAUAAAAUGCAGAUGAAUCCUGCGGUGAAUUUGGAGCCUUUGUUGAAGAAUGUCGCCGAUGGGCAAAACAAUAACUCCGAAAAUGUUAAUAAUGGCGAGAGAAGUAAAUUCAUUCGGAAGGGUGAAAUCGGCGAUUGGCGAAAUUAUUUUUCAACGGAUGCAACAAAGCGCUUCGAUGAGUGGAUUGAGAGAAAUUGCAAGGGGAGUGAGCUGGUUUUUGAGUAUCAGUAACUUAAGUGGAAUUGUGUGCAAUAAAUGCGUUAAUAUUUAUAUAAAUUUAC
This is a messenger RNA of Anastrepha obliqua, 1046 nucleotides long. It is a transcript of the gene St2, whose product is annotated as luciferin sulfotransferase. Bases 1 to 996 code for a protein of 331 amino acids. The transcript has 3 exons. Gene Ontology annotation, cellular component: cytoplasm. Gene Ontology annotation, molecular function: sulfotransferase activity. The record is from RefSeq and is a predicted model, not a curated record. NCBI's taxonomy places the organism in Eukaryota, Metazoa, Arthropoda, Insecta, Diptera, Tephritidae. Gene Ontology annotation, biological process: sulfation.